Messenger RNA from Rhea pennata, 1026 nucleotides. RefSeq names its product B-cell differentiation antigen CD72-like. Gene Ontology annotation, molecular function: transmembrane signaling receptor activity. Gene Ontology annotation, cellular component: plasma membrane. The transcript has 7 exons. The record is from RefSeq and is a predicted model, not a curated record. Bases 1 to 1026 code for a protein of 341 amino acids. Lineage: Eukaryota; Metazoa; Chordata; Aves; Rheiformes; Rheidae.
AUGGCCCAGAGCGUGGUUUACGCUGACCUGAGGUUUGCCAAGGUGCCCGUGGGACGCAGCACACCCUGCCAGGCGCUGGAGGCAGCCCUUGGCAUGGAUGAGGCGGAGAGUCCCUAUGAGAACAUGCAGCAGGGGCAGGCGCCUGCUGGGCAGGAUGGGCAGGGGGCCCAGCCCGGCCCAGGGCCCUGGUGCCGGUUGCGGUCCAUCCCCAUGGGGCUGCUGGCAGCCUGCCUGCUGCUGCUGGCCAUUGCCAUCUCUCUAGGGGCCUGCUACUGGCAGGUCACCCGCAGGCUGCAGGAUGCCUCCCGCGCACACGCGGCCGAGCGCGGCCGCCUCGCACAGCAGGCGAGCGAGCGGGAGCAGAGCCUGGAGCAGGCGCAGCGGGAGCUGAUGCGCGCCCGAGCGGAGCUGCAGCGCGCCUGGCUGGAGAGCAACAGCAGCCAGCGGGAGCUGGGGAGCCUGGAUGCUGAGCUGGAGAGUGUCAUGGGGGCCCUGGGGAAGAUGGAGAAGGAGCUGCAAGACAUGCAGAAGAAGCUCAAUGCCAGUGAGCGCACUGUGAGCAGCCUGCGCUCCUGCUCGAAUAUUGAUUGCUGCCCCUCGGGCUGGGUGAUGUACAGGGACAAGUGCCUCUUCAUGUCGGCGGAGAAGAAGACCUGGGAGGACAGCAGAGCAGAGUGCGAUAAGAAAAUUUCUCAGCUCCUGAUCACCAAAUCCUGGACUCGCUGGACCGUGCCGAACUUCCUGAAGAACUCGGACACUCCUUACUGGAUCGGGCUGUACAAGAGCAGCUUCCCCUGGUACGAGUACGGGUGGCUGGAGGAAGCCGAGCUGGACGACGACGGUGAGACGGAUGCCUGGUUCUGGGUCGAUGGCUCUCUUUACGAAAGGCCCUGGCAGUGGAAACCCAACGGGUCCUGCGCGAUCAUAAGCCAUGGGAACAUCAAACCCAGCCAGUGCGCCAGCCCAGACGACCUGCACCUCUGGAUCUGCGAGAAGGCGCCGGGCCCCAGCACCCCUUUCGCGUGA